GACAUUUCUAUCCAAAGACAACCAGAAUCGACGCCGGUUGUGGCGGGUUGAGUUUAGCUGUGAAUUUAGUGUUUAAAAUAAUAAUAAAUCAUCAGAAUGGCAUACAAAGGACCACCAAAAGUUCAAAAGGUGAUGGUGCAACCCAUCAACCUUAUCUUCAGAUAUCUUCAAAACAGAAGUCGUGUACAAAUCUGGCUGUACGAGAACGUAAAUCUUAGGAUCGAGGGUCACAUUGUUGGAUUCGAUGAAUACAUGAAUAUUGUUUUGGACGAAGCCGAGGAAGUGCAUAUGAAGACCAAGAAUCGCAAACAAAUUGGUCGCAUAAUGAUGAAAGGGGACAAUAUUACUCUCAUACAGAACGUUAACCCGAAUGCGUCAGUGUGAAGUUAGGUUAUACGAAAUGAACAUUCCUAGCUAAUAAGUGCGGCGGUUUCUAAAGUUUUAUGUGGUAUUCACAAAACACCAGUGAUUCUGUCAUUAAAUAUAAGUUACCCAAA
Messenger RNA from Colias croceus (clouded yellow), 497 nucleotides. RefSeq names its product probable small nuclear ribonucleoprotein E (gene SmE). Gene Ontology annotation, biological process: mRNA splicing, via spliceosome; spliceosomal snRNP assembly. The coding region runs from base 97 to 384 and encodes 95 amino acids. The transcript has a single exon. Gene Ontology annotation, molecular function: RNA binding. Gene Ontology annotation, cellular component: U1 snRNP; U4/U6 x U5 tri-snRNP complex; precatalytic spliceosome. NCBI's taxonomy places the organism in Eukaryota, Metazoa, Arthropoda, Insecta, Lepidoptera, Pieridae. The record is from RefSeq and is a predicted model, not a curated record.